AUCUAUUAUAGUUAUAAUAUUUCUAUAUAAUUUAUAGGAAAUAAUUUUGGGAAUAAUUGGGAAUAUGACUUGUGAAUCAUCAGUACUUGACUUAUUAGGAGAGAAAGAAGAACUUCUUGAUAUAAUUCUUCACCUUCUUUCAUCUGAAGAUACUGCUAUAUUAGUGCAAAUACUUCGACUUUUACGUUCUGCACUUUGGAAUAUUCAAAUGAAUUUAAAGUCAAAAUGGAGAAUUAAUUUAAAAAAAUCAACUUUUCUGAGAGAGGUAGUUCCUUUUAUUUUAAAAAGCUCUACAAAUGAAGAACUUUUAAUUGCAACCACAAAUUUUCUACGUUCUUCAGCAGAAAUUGAUUUUCCAUCUGGAAGAACAUUAUUGGAUGAAUUAUUUGAGUCUUCUAGUUUUUUGUCAGGAAUGUUAGAAUCUUUUGAAGAAGUUUUUCCUCAGAAUGAAACUUUUUAUUCAGUUUCAACUUUGAAAUAUCUUGAAGAUUGGUUAGAAUUGUUUUCAAUUCUUCGGAAAGGUCACCAAAUUCAUCAAGAAAUUUUACAAGAAGAUAAUUUAAUUAGAAUAGUAGAGAUUCUACAAAGAAUUUUAAUAAGUUUUAUUGAUCCAUGGAAUCUUUAUCCUUUAGAUGAAAUUAAAGCUUCUUGCAUUCAUAGAUGUGCAGAAAUGAUUCUUGAUUUUCGAUGGAAAGGAUUUUUAAGAGCAGAUUCUACUGUUGAUAUAGAUGCAACAAUCUUAAAUAUUAUAGUUAGCAUCCAUACAGCAAUGAAAGAAGAAGAGGAAGAUUCCGAAGAAACAAUGGCAGAAUUAUUAAAAUAUCUUGAAGGAUAUUGGAUUGAAGUAUCAAAAAUUUCAUCAACAAAUGAAAUUAUAAAAAUUUUAAAAACAAAUGAAAAAGCUAUUAUUGACCAUACAAUUAACUUAUUAAAAUCAAAAAUUUCUGAAGAAAAAAUUAAUGAUGUAAUCAAUAAGUUGCCAUAUGAAUAAAAUAGAAUUUUAGGU
Molecule: messenger RNA, 1006 nt
Organism: Apis florea (little honeybee)
Lineage: Eukaryota; Metazoa; Arthropoda; Insecta; Hymenoptera; Apidae
Cellular component (GO): nucleoplasm
Source: RefSeq, a predicted model, not a curated record